GAAAGAAGAGGGCUAGAGCUCAGCUAAACACAAAGCAGAACAGCAGUAAUGGCCUCCUCCAUGUUCUCAUCGGCUGCCGCAGUUGCCACCGCCGCCUCCCCGGCACAAGCCAGCAUGGUCGCACCAUUCACUGGCCUCAAGUCUGGUGCAGCUUUCCCCGUCACCAGAAAGACCAAUGCUGACAUUACCUCACUCCCAAGCAAUGGCGGAAGAGUGCAAUGCAUGAAGGUGUGGCCUACAACUGGCUUGAAGAAGUUCGAGACUCUCUCCUACCUUCCACCACUUACUGCUGCGUCCUUGGCCAAGGAAGUUGAUUACCUUCUCAAGAACAAAUGGGUUCCCUGCUUGGAAUUCGAGUUGGAGAAAGGAUUCGUAACCCGUGAGAACCACAAGUCACCUGGAUACUACGACGGCCGGUACUGGACCAUGUGGAAGUUGCCCAUGUUUGGAUGCACAGACUCCGCACAAGUGUUGAAGGAGCUGGACGAGGCCAUCCAGACUUACCCAAAUGCUUUCAUCCGCAUCAUCGGAUUCGACAAUGUCCGUCAAGUUCAGUGCAUCAGUUUCAUCGCUUACAAGCCAAAGGGCUACUAAUUCAUUCGUAUUAGUCCAUACGUUUUCGUCCACCCCUUUGCUUCGAUCUGUCAAAUCUAAUGUAAUGCAAUGUAAUGUACCCAUGUAGCUAGCUGAUUAAGCUGUUGCUGGGUCCGUUUGUGGUUCCCUUUUUCAUUUGAAUUGUAUUUGUUUUUAACUAGGCUGCCUGUGCAACGCCGUUCCUUCUCUGUCCUUUUUCGAGACAAUCUUUGUUUGUUUUCGAAUUUGGUUUCUGUUUCUCGGAUUCAGAAUGGAGUGGUUGUUGAGAAGUACUGAAUAAAACA
Messenger RNA from Argentina anserina (silverweed cinquefoil), 878 nucleotides. RefSeq names its product ribulose bisphosphate carboxylase small subunit, chloroplastic-like. NCBI's taxonomy places the organism in Eukaryota, Viridiplantae, Streptophyta, Magnoliopsida, Rosales, Rosaceae. The record is from RefSeq and is a predicted model, not a curated record. The transcript has 3 exons. The coding region runs from base 49 to 594 and encodes 181 amino acids.